This is a messenger RNA of Centropristis striata (black sea bass), 536 nucleotides long. RefSeq names its product B-type lectin plumieribetin-like. NCBI's taxonomy places the organism in Eukaryota, Metazoa, Chordata, Actinopteri, Perciformes, Serranidae. The coding region runs from base 145 to 495 and encodes 116 amino acids. The record is from RefSeq and is a predicted model, not a curated record. The transcript has 3 exons.
GAGGGGCAUGGCAACGCUCCCCUCUCAGUCCCCCCUUUUCUCUCCACCCCCUAGCUUACAUAUAAAAGAAUGGAGUGAGUUGCAUCUCUUCACUCCUUCCCCUCUGCUUGCUGUUUGACUUGGGUGGGAUAUUCAACCCUAAUCAUGAGCAGGAACUACUUGUCCAAAAAUGACGAGCUCCGCAGAGGAGACUUCCUGAUGUCCAACAAUGGGCAGUGGAAGGCUGUCUUCCAGGAUGACGGUAACUUUGUCCUCUAUGGCUGGGAGCCAGUGUGGAAGUCAAACACUGAAGGCACAGACGUUACCCGCCUUUGCAUGCAGGCUGACUGCAACCUGGUCAUGUACAACAAGUGCAGCGAAGCCAAGUGGCACACAAACUCCGCCAAAGGCGACUGCAACAUGUGUCGUCUUCACCUGACGGAUGACGGCAAACUGGUGUUGAACAGGGAAUGUGACGUGAUCUGGGACUCUACUAAGAACGAAGGCAUGAAGUGAUUCUUUGUCAAAGUCAUGUUACAAUCAUUAAAUAAAACACU